AUGGAAAAAGAUAAGAAAAAGCAAGAAAGAAAGGUAUCACAUCAGGAUGAAGUUGAAAAGCAGAAGGAAUUAGAAGAAGAAUGGAAGGAGUAUCAGAUAUGGAAGCAAGCCAAACUUUAUGAUGAGGCUAGAAAUAAAUAUUUAGAAAAGAGGGAGAACUUGGAGAAGGGGCCGCCGAAGUGCUAUAAGAGUCCGAAUUCUCGCAAGUAUUCGAGGGAUGAAGAAAGUCAGAGUGAAUCAGAUAAUCGAGGGCCGCCGAAGAGCUAUAAGAGCCUAAAAUCGUCCAGGGAACGUAGCAAAGACAGGAAGAACAAAUCCAAGAGCGACAGAUGGCCGCCGGAGAGCUUUAAGAGCCGGAAGUCCCAUGGAGAUGUCAGAGAUGAGAAAGAAUACGUGAGGAGAAGCGGUAAACGGCCGCCGGAGAGCGAUAAGAGCCGAUCAUCGCGAAGAA
Messenger RNA from Aedes aegypti (yellow fever mosquito), 451 nucleotides. Its product is annotated as zinc finger CCCH domain-containing protein 13-like. The transcript has a single exon. The record is from RefSeq and is a predicted model, not a curated record. The annotation marks the transcript as partial. NCBI's taxonomy places the organism in Eukaryota, Metazoa, Arthropoda, Insecta, Diptera, Culicidae.